AUGCCUGUCGACUACAGCAAAUGGGACGCUCUCGAGCUGAGCGACGACUCAGACGUCGAAGUGCACCCCAACGUCGACAAGCGCUCCUUCAUCCGCGCCAAGCAAAACCAAAUCCACAUGGAGCGCCAACAACGCAAGCGACAGAUCGAGACCUUCAAAUACGAGCGCAUCAUCAACAACAGCCUGAUCCAGCGCAUCUCGGGCCUGCUCACCUCCCUCCAGGCCCACGCGGCCGAGGCCAAGGCCGGAAACCCGGGCGAGGUCGCCUUCCGCGCCGUGAUGGAGUCGGCCGCGGGGCUGGACCCCCAAGCCGACCAGCCGCCGCCGCGUCCGGAAGGCGUGCAUGGCUCUGAGGAGCCGCUGCCGUCGUAUACGAAGAUGAUGGCUACGCUGCUGGAUCAGGUGAACAAGGCGUUGGACGAGAAGAAGGUUGAGCAGGGUGAGCGGUAUGAUGGGAUGGUGGCGGAGAUUGGCGAGCAUCUGAAGAAGGUCACGGAUCUGCAGGGAGAGCUGGAGAAGCAGCUGAAGGAGUUGGAGAAGGUGGAGGCGAGCAAGAUUACGAGUGAGGGGAUCCAUACGGGCUUUGAUAGCUCGUUUGUUAACAAGUCGGCUGCUUCUACUUCUUCUGCUUCUGCUGGGGCGGCGAGUAGUAGUGGCUCGAAGCCUGAGCUGCUCAACCCCAACUUCGCGGGCGUUAACGCGCUUCCGGCUGCGUCUUCUUCAACUGGUAAAGAUGACGACGAUGACGAUGACGACGACGAAGUGGCCGCCUCGCCGCUAGCCACAGAAUUCGCCAAAAUCAAAUCCACCUCCUACCGCGACUCACACGCCUUCCUCUCCCAACACCCCGAAAUCCUCACCGAAAAAGAAACCGACGGCCUGCUCAUCCUCGCCUUCAACGCACAACUCGAAAACCGCGCCGACUACGCGCGCAACUGCGUGCACCAGGCCCUCCUCAUACAGUACUGCCGGGCGCUCGGCCGCGACGGCGUCGCCCUCUUCUUCCGCCGCGUCACCACGCCCGGCCACCAGGCGCAGGAGGUCUUCCUCAAGGAUGUGCAGGACACAUACGCGCGGAUCCGUACGCGCACGCGUGAGAUUGCGAUGCAACGGGCGAAGGAUGAGGCGGAAGGAAAGGGGGGCGCGGAAGGGGUUGAGCAGAUCCAGUUGCAUGCUGUUGAGCCUGGGACGGAGAUCAAGAUCAGGAUUCCGGAAAAGGGGGCUGGGGAUGAGGAGGAAAAGAAGGGGCGGGAGAUCUUUGAGGGGUUUUCGGCGGAUUUGAGGAAGGCGUUGGAGACAGGGAAGCUGGAUGAGGUGAAUAAGGUGUUGGGGGAGAUGAAGGUGGAGGAGGCGGAGGAGGUGGUCAAUUUGCUGGGGGAGGCCAACAUUCUCAGCUUGGAAGGCGGGGUCAUCGACGCCACUACUGAGGAGGGCAAAGACAAGUGGAAGCAAUUGGAGGCAGAGGCCGCAGCAGGGUCCACGAGCGAGUUAGCCGACGACCCGGAAUAA
Molecule: messenger RNA, 1509 nt
Organism: Dichotomopilus funicola
Lineage: Eukaryota; Fungi; Ascomycota; Sordariomycetes; Sordariales; Chaetomiaceae
Exons: 3
Coding region: 1-1509 (502 amino acids)
Biological process (GO): protein folding; protein stabilization
Cellular component (GO): cytoplasm
Molecular function (GO): heat shock protein binding; protein-folding chaperone binding; protein kinase binding
Source: RefSeq, a predicted model, not a curated record